UCGACCGUCGGAGCGAGAACAUCUCAGCACGCAUUCUACGCACUCACCACCAAACGAACAAAUAUCUACGAAAAUAUCUAAUGUCGGCCAUCAGCAAGCAGAAGAACACCAACACCAUGUACAAGUCGAAAGUGUCUCCCUCUCGUCGCCUGAAGAAUCUGCUCAAGCCUCUACUGGGUCAGUUCUUCAACACCAAGAAGGAGCAGCCCAAGCGAAGCUCCUACAUCGCCUCCGAGGAGAAGGAGGCCGAGUUCGAGUGGCUCAACAACGACAUGGACAACAUGGCCAACGAGCAUCUGGAGCAUCGUCUCAUCGAGGAGAUUCGCCAGUGCGCCAAGGAAGAUGCGGUCAUCGUUUACAAUGAAAACGGUUCCGGGGAGCUGCAGACCAUCGAUCAGGAGGACUACUACGUUCCCGUCCACUUCGCACGCACCAAUGCCGGCACUUUCUUCUGGACCUCACUGCAGCCCAAAGCCAGCGAGCCCUAUGCCAUCGAAUGGAACUUCCUGGACCGCUGGGCUCAGGCUUGAACCUGAAAGCCUGGAGCUGCAACUUCAACCUUGAUCAACAAUGGGGUUUUUCAACUUUCAAUUGGGAUAACUUCAACUGGACUGGAGCUCGGCUCUCCAGCGGGAUGGGUACUCCAGAGUUUGGGCACUUCGACUCUGGGUUCAUCGGUUUAAAGCGGCGCUUUUCGGAUUUUCCAACUCACUGAAAAUUCCUCUAAAGCGGCUGGGUAACCACGUUAAAUCGUGGCGGGAGGUAUUCCAACAAUUAUCCCAUUUUUUGCUGGGCAAAAAAGGGUUCCAAUUGUUUGGAUUUUGGAAACAAAAUUUGUAAACAAAAACUUAAAUAAAC
Messenger RNA from Drosophila takahashii, 858 nucleotides. RefSeq names its product ocho (gene Ocho). NCBI's taxonomy places the organism in Eukaryota, Metazoa, Arthropoda, Insecta, Diptera, Drosophilidae. The record is from RefSeq and is a predicted model, not a curated record. Gene Ontology annotation, biological process: Notch signaling pathway; sensory organ development.